Molecule: messenger RNA, 2706 nt
Organism: Sphaerodactylus townsendi
Lineage: Eukaryota; Metazoa; Chordata; Lepidosauria; Squamata; Sphaerodactylidae
Gene: CCNE2
Product: cyclin E2
Exons: 12
Coding region: 96-1301 (401 amino acids)
Biological process (GO): G1/S transition of mitotic cell cycle; regulation of cyclin-dependent protein serine/threonine kinase activity
Cellular component (GO): nucleus; cytoplasm; cyclin E1-CDK2 complex
Molecular function (GO): cyclin-dependent protein serine/threonine kinase regulator activity
Source: RefSeq, a predicted model, not a curated record
CGCAUGCGCAGCCGCGGCCCUAUAUAGAGCCUUGGCGCCGGCGCCAGCUGAGAUCAGUCCCGGGCUGGGCGGAAAGGAUCUGGAGUCUUAAUAAGAUGUCAAGACGCAGCAGUCGCUUACAAGCAAAACUGUACCAGCCCUGCCAGGAUACGUCUCCUCAAGAACUGCAGCUGCCAGAGAGUCUUCAUACCAGAAAAAGAAAAGCAAUAGAGGAUACCAAGGGACAAGAAGAAAACACCAACACGGGACAUCAGUAUGAAAUUAAGAGCUGUUGGCCACCUAUGAUAUCUGGAGGUGUCUCUCCUUGCAUAUUAAUAGAAACCCCCCACAAAGAAACACCAACUACCGACUUUUCUAGAUUCAAAAAAUACAGAUUCAGAAACCUCUUCAUAAAUCCAUCACCUUUACCUGAACUUAGUUGGGGAAGUUCUAAAGAUGUCUGGUUCAACAUUUUAAAGAAAGAGAACAAAUAUGUUCACUGCAAACAUUUCACAUCUCUACACCCGAACCUACAACCGCACAUGAGAUCAAUUCUGUUGGACUGGCUUCUAGAGGUAUGCGAAGUCUACACACUCCAUAGAGAAACUUUCUAUUUAGCACAAGACUUUUUUGAUCGAUUCAUGCUUACUCAAAAAAAUAUAAACAAAACCAUGCUUCAGCUCAUAGGAAUUACAACCCUGUUCAUUGCUUCUAAGCUUGAGGAGAUAUAUGCUCCCAAGUUACAAGAAUUUGCGUAUGUUACAGACGGUGCUUGCAGUGAAGAAGAUAUCAUAAGGAUGGAGCUCAUUAUAUUGAAGGCUCUAAAGUGGGAGCUCUGCCCAGUCACGAUAGUCUCCUGGCUCAAACUUUAUCUCCAAGUGGAUGCUCUGGAAGAUAUCCCAAAAGUCCUGGUACCUCAGUAUUCUCAGGAAAUGUUUAUUCAAAUAGCACAGCUCUUAGAUCUCUGUAUUCUAGACAUCAAUUCCCUGGAUUUUCAGUACAGGACAUUGGCAGCUGCUGCAACUUGCCAUUAUACCUCAGUAGAAGUAGUGAAGAAAGUGUCAGGCUUAGAUUGGAACAAUAUUUCAGAAUGUGUAGAAUGGAUGAGACCAUUUGUCAAGGUAGCAAAUAAAGCUCCAGUAAAAUUGAAGAACUUUAAGAAAAUUACAGGAGAAAACAGACACAAUAUACAAACCCACACCAACUACUUGGAGAUGCUGGAAGAAGCUAACUUUGAGGCAGCUGUUGCGGUGCCAGGUCAGUUGUCACCCAUGUCUACUGGUGGAAUAAUCACUCCCCCCAAGAGCUCUGAAAAGAAGUAAAAUGCCAGAAUACAUCUGUAUGAACUCUCUAUACCUUGUAAGACUCUAAAAGAAAACCGAACUGUUGGGGAAGAUAUCAAAUAAAACAGAAGGGCGUCUUAACUGGAGAAGGCCUGAAGCUAUUAAAUUCACUGCCUAACUUACCGGGCUACGGAAUAAAGAUGGAUUUCUUGAAGUUAUUCACAAACAAUGGAUUUUUUAAAAACCUGUAAAAACAGCCUUAAUUUAUGCUUCGUACAUUAUAGCUAUAGUUUGGAGAGGGCUUGGCUCUAGGGUGCUCUUAAACUCAACUGUAUUGUAACUGUCAGGAGAAUGAAUUUAUUUGUUUAACCCUAAUACAAGAUGUUUGACCUGUUCCAAAAGGCAAUGUUAUGCGCUAUUUGAAUAGGAUUUCAGUCCAGAUAGCCAGGGCCAAGUCUGCAAUUAGAGGAGUUGAUGCAGGAGUAGCUUCUGCCUGGAAGCGAGAACAGCUGAUGCUCCUGCUCUCCUUUGCCCCAGCCUUCUUUCAGAAGCGCACACCAAGGUUGCAAAUGCCUUGUAGGGCUUCCUCAACUACCAUCAUAGUUACCUCAACAGAGUCACUGAAGCAUCUAAAACUGGCUGAACUGGUGAACGGCCUUCAGCAUCAAGCGCCUUAAUUUGUAUUGCUACAGGUAACAUUGCUACCCCAUAGCAACAAAGCAGAACUGCCUGCUUAAGAAUGGAAAGAACCUCAGGUGACUAAAUUCAGUGAUAUAUAUAUAUAUGUACCCUAUGCAGCUCAGAAAGCAAGAAUCUGCAUGUAGCUGGAAGAAUUGCUUUUUCACAGACACGAUUUGGCACUGAGCAUCUCUCCACCACCAUCCCUGGUGAAACGGCUUUGUGCCAAUUGAGCAUUAAACUAUUGUCUAGAAUCCCAGGCUGGAAAAUAGAAAACCAUCAUUUGGGUUCAGAUGUAACAUGACUAUUGGCCAGGGAAAGCAGAUGAUAUCCAUCAACAGGUUGUGCACAAGCACGAGGAGCAAUGGUUUGUAACACCUGAACUAUCCAGAGGGACCAAUUAGCCAAUAGUGACAUCCUACCUCUUUUCUCCUGAGCUGAUACGUUUCUGCCCAAGAAGAAACAAGGGCAGAAAACGCAGACUGGAGAAGACUAAUGUUGCAGACAUCCUAGCAGGACGCUCUGAAUGCCACAGAGAGCUCUAUGGUGUCUAUAAUGGUGCAUUCCGCAUUCUCUUGCAUCUGUUUGAAAUGCAUUAUGGAAGAUCUCACAUAUUCUUCUGUACAGGGUUGUAAAAUACAGAGGAAUUUUAUGUUUUUUAAAUAGGAAAAUACCACGCUGUAUUGUUUAUAAAUAUGUAUUGUAUGAAAAUCUCACAUGUAAUAAAAUGUUGGAAUGUCAUGAAACUGACACCCUCUCAACAGUG